UGCAAUAACAAUGAUAGCUCCGUGGGGUGCGUUGCUGGUGUACGCGACCGCGUUCUUGAGGAUCGAAGCUCAGUCCACUGAGCUGAGGGUGGACAUCACCCAAGGGCCAGUCAUAGGGUACAAGGUUCCCGAUACUGAUGUGUUCUCAUUUAAUGGCAUUCCAUACGCUACCGCACCUACGGGAACCGACAAAUUCAAGGCACCCCUGCCACCACCAACAUGGACCGAGCCUUUCGAAGCCAAGGACAAUCGUAUUACUUGUCCUCAACAAUUAUUUUUGGAUAGAAAUAUCACAGAAGACUGUCUCAUUGCAAACAUAUAUGUCCCUGACACAGAAGCGACCAACCUUCCUGUGUUGGUUGCAGUUCAUGGAGGAGCUUUUCAGAUAGGCUACGGAGAUCUCGAUAAACCUGUUAGCCUGGUCAAUACUAAGAGACUGAUUGCAGUAAACUUUAAUUAUCGACUCGGAGCGCAUGGAUUUUUAUGCUUGGGCACAGAAGAUGCACCCGGUAACGCUGGAAUGAAAGACCAGGUCGCUCUUUUACGGUGGGUGAAAACGAACAUUGCCGCUUUCGGUGGUAACCCUGAUGAUGUCACUGUCGUUGGCUGCAGUGCCGGCGGUGCUUCAGUUGAUCUUUUAAGACUUUCAAGUACCACUGAUGAUCUGAUGAGUAAAGCCAUGCCAGCUAGCGGUGGUAAUGCCGGCUCAUUCGGCAUUCAACUUGAUCCAGUGGCAAAUGCAAAGUUCUAUGCAAGUGCUUUGGGUUUCGAGAAUGUUGAGGAUAUCGCUGCGCUUGGUGAAUUUUACAAAACUGCGCCUCUCCUAACAUUACUAUCUAGACCGGAGCUAAUUUCUACCCGACCGGAUUCAAAUGUGAUAUUCGCUCCGUGCGUUGAAAAAGAUAUUGGUGUUGAAAGAUUUCUUGAAGAUGCUCCUGUGAAUAUAUUGAACAAAGGCGAACACAAAAGUAUGCCAUUACUGUAUGGGUUUGCUGAAAAAGAAGGUCUAAUACGAUUGGGUAAUUUUGAGAUAUGGAGAUAUUUGAUGGACAGCAAGUUUUCAGACUUCUUACCGGCUGAUCUUGAAUUUAGCUCGGAGGAUGAAAAAGAAGAAGUGGCGAGCAGAGUUAGAGAAUUUUACUUUGGAAAUCAGACGAUAAAUGAAGGAAGCAUAUUGGCUUACAUUGAUUAUUUCUCGGAUGUGCUGUUUGCAUAUUCUAUGCUGCGGUCAGUCAGACUGAAUUCCAAAGGUAAUAAUAAUAGCCCAACAUAUUUGUAUGAAUAUUCUUUCUAUGAUGAUAAUACGCCGAUUAUACCUCAUACAAAUGAGCGCGGGCCGGACCACUGUGACCAGUAUACUCCUAUAUUUGACAUCGAUGAGACUGAUAUCUCUCAAGAGUAUAGAGACAUGAUAGCCGUGUUAAGGAGUAUGCUUAUUGACUUCGUUACGACUGGUAACCCAGUGUCUGCCGGUUCAGUACUGCCUGCGUGGGCCCAUGCCGACGCGACCAGGGCCCCACACGUCAACUUGGGAGUCAACGUGACCCUCAGGGGGCCACUCAACCAGGAGCGCGCUGAGCUCUGGGACAGCAUAUAUGACCAGCACUACCGUACACCCAUUUCUCCUGGUAACACUGCCUCUAUCACCAGAAUGGUUAGCUCUCUAUGGAUCCUGUACUCAGUAGUCAUCUUUACUAUGUAAUGGAAUAUGUGCUUGUGCAUGUACGCAGCACAUGCAGCUACAAAAACAACAGGAUAAUAUUAUUAACUUAAGGCAAAUGACGAUGAGAUUUGGCCAACGAUAAUAAUUAUGUUACGUAAGCUAUCUCUGAUAAAUCUGAUAAUUUAUAAUUUGGGAAUUCAAUGUUACGCAGAUAGCAUAAUUAUACUACCUGUGUACCUACUUAUAAAAGAACUUUAAAAACAUUUCUUUACAAUAAAGUAAUAGAACUUAACAAUUAGUUAUUACGUAACUUAUUUUUUACAAGAGCGUGCGUAUUAAGAGGUAUUUAUUAUUUAAUUAUUUUAUCAAUUUUAGGUAUUUUAUCAUUACAUUAAUGACACAAACAAGUUUAAAUCAAUCUAUCAAAAUUAAGACAAGCUGAUUAACCGGCAAGCUCUAAGUUGGCUUCAGUAAUACAGUAAUCCCACCAAUGCUUACUCAUUGUCGACGUGGGGUCAAGAUUAUCACAGUUUUAAAGCAAGUUUAGAUUUUAGUUAUUAUUUAUUGUAUGUUAGAUACUAAAGUAGUUUGUUGAAAAAGAGUCUAAAUUAAGAGCGAUUACGCAUUGCUCUUAUUUGAAUAAUAAAUAUUACUGCUUUCUUCGGAAUUUCGGACCCACCGUUUUCCUCAAAUUCGUAAGCCGUACGUAAUCGCUCUAAAACGUACUCUGUUAUUUAUAAGUAUUUUAAGUUUUAGGACAUUGUAAAUAUGAGUAUGUAUAGAAUAUAGCAUUAAGUUAUUACUUUAUGAUGUUAUGUUUAAAAGACAAAUAAAAAGCUAUUGAAACUGAAACGCUGCAAUAUGCAUACCUAGGGUAGUUCGCCUUUUUGCCGUUGCCAUUGUUCCGGACGCGUUAUUGCGGCAAUCCGUUACGGCGUCAGCGGCGGGCGUGACGAAUGCGGCGGACACGCGGAAAAUUGGAAAAGCGCUGGCGGUCACAUGCAGCCGCGGCCGCCCUAGGGCUGUUGCGCGUACUUUUUCCUAUUCUGAAAUAGUUUAUAAAGGCUUAUUUUUCCUGUAAUUGGUGUUUUUUCGUUGCAUUUAGAUUGUAAUUCAGUCGUACUGGAUGAGUUUAAUAUUUUACAUGAAAUAGUUACUACUACUCGCAGCUAGAUAUUUUAAACUUCAAUUCAUAUUGGGAAAACAGGGAUUUUUUAACAAGUUUUUACCGUUGCCAUUGUUCCGGACGCGUUAUUGCGGCGAUCCGUUACGGCGUCAGCGGCGAGCGUGACGAAUGCGGCGGACACGCGGAAAAUUGGAAAAGCGCUGGCGGUCACAUGCAGCCGCGGCCGCCCUAGGGCUCCUGCUCAAACUUUUUUCUAUUCUGUGGGCUGAGUGUGAGUGUACAUCAAACGUCCUCACUAGUGAGCGCGUUAAAAAAACGUAUGAAAAUUUUAGUUUUUGAACGUUUCCGCUAGGGGCGCUUGUCAUUUUUUUACGCGCUCACUAGUGAGGACGCUUGAGUAAACUCACACUCAGCCUCUGAAUUAUUAUAAGGCUUAUUUUUACCCUGUGGUUGAUGUUUCUUAAUUGAAUUACAUUGUAUUUACUCUCACAAGAUAAAUUCUAUAGUGAAAAUCUUCUCAACUGGCCCACAUUAUAAUCGAAGCAGUGGUAGGGCCUAAAGCUUUUAAUAAGCUGAGGAAUUAAUGGAGAUGCAAACUAUGUAGAAUAUUGUAAUAUUUAUAAAUGGAAAAGAAAAUUGAAUAAAUGUGAAUUAUUUAGGCUUAUUCCACUAUUCC
Ostrinia nubilalis (European corn borer) is the source of this 3465-nucleotide messenger RNA. RefSeq names its product carboxylic ester hydrolase-like. Bases 11 to 1702 code for a protein of 563 amino acids. The transcript has 3 exons. NCBI's taxonomy places the organism in Eukaryota, Metazoa, Arthropoda, Insecta, Lepidoptera, Crambidae. The record is from RefSeq and is a predicted model, not a curated record.